UUGGCAAAUAUGGCGUCAGCGUAAACCAAAGCGUAAACCCAGUAUCAAAACGCAAUGUUGUUUUAGUAAUCCUCUCGUAAAAUUGCUUAAAUAUUGAAAAAUUUCAAGGUAUUUAACAACGUUUUCACUCCAGUUGUGUCCGAUGGCUGGCGUUAUGGAAACAGAGGAACAGGCAAGAAACCGUUUUCAGCUGGAGUUGGAGUUUGUUCAGUGUUUAGCGAACCCAAACUACCUGAACUUUUUGGCCCAAAGGGGUUAUUUGAGGGAAAAGCCUUUUGUGAAUUACCUGAAGUAUCUGCUUUAUUGGAAAGAGCCAGAAUAUGCAAAAUUCCUAAAGUAUCCUCAUUGCUUGCACAUGUUAGAGCUGUUGCAGUAUGAGCACUUCCGGAAAGAGCUGGUCAACGCGCAGUGUGCCAAGUUCAUAGACGAGCAGCAGAUCCUGCACUGGCAGCAUUACUCACGCAAGCGCACGCGUCUUCAGCAAGCUCUCGCCGAGCAGCAGCAACAGCAUCAGCAGCCACAGGCUCCACCGCACAGCAACACAACCUCCAAAUGAAGCAAUAGGCAAACUCUUGCUCGCUUUGUCUGUAAAUAGUUACAAGUUUCCAAGUGUUCUUAGUAGGGCAUGGACUUUCAGACUGCUUUCUGUAGGCCCAAAAAUGUUGUGUGUUUGUAACCAACUGGACUGAAAUGUUGAAAUUUAUUGGAAUGGAAGACCAGGGUGAUUAGAUUGAUAUUCAGAUGGAUAACAGUUAACACUUUUUUACUGGAAAAGAAAUUGUGGGUUUAUUUGGAAUAAAAUCUUUCUGUCAGUGAUAUUUACAAAAAA
This is a messenger RNA of Paramisgurnus dabryanus, 829 nucleotides long. RefSeq names its product mediator complex subunit 31 (gene med31). Gene Ontology annotation, biological process: regulation of DNA-templated transcription. Gene Ontology annotation, cellular component: mediator complex. Lineage: Eukaryota; Metazoa; Chordata; Actinopteri; Cypriniformes; Cobitidae. The record is from RefSeq and is a predicted model, not a curated record. Gene Ontology annotation, molecular function: transcription coregulator activity.